Messenger RNA from Phymastichus coffea, 2720 nucleotides. RefSeq names its product ubiquitin-like modifier-activating enzyme 1 (gene Uba1). The transcript is spliced from 3 exons. The record is from RefSeq and is a predicted model, not a curated record. Gene Ontology annotation, molecular function: SUMO activating enzyme activity. NCBI's taxonomy places the organism in Eukaryota, Metazoa, Arthropoda, Insecta, Hymenoptera, Eulophidae. The coding region runs from base 189 to 2720 and encodes 843 amino acids. Gene Ontology annotation, biological process: protein sumoylation. Gene Ontology annotation, cellular component: SUMO activating enzyme complex; cytoplasm.
CAACACUUUGUGUGAAAUAAAAUAAAAUGAUUAUAAUAUCUGAUGUUUUCAUAUUCUGAAUAUUGUAAUAAUCAUUUCAUCACUGUAGUAUCCAUCAAGCUGCAGUUACGUUAUUAGUAUUUUAUCUAAAUAUCUAUAACUUUUUAUCAGCAAUCAACAGUAUAUUAAAUAGGUUCUUGUAAAGUCCGAUGUCUAGUGCUGAAGUGGUGGAAAAUUCUGUUAAUCCUCCUAACAAAAAACGUCGUGUUGCCAAUUCACCAGGAGGUUCAGGAAACCUCUCAAGUUUUUCAGAAAUGGCAAAAAUUAACUCCAAAUCAGUACAAAUACACUCAGACAUUGAUGAAGGACUCUACUCUCGACAGUUAUAUGUAUUGGGUCAUGAUGCUAUGCGUUGUAUGGCAAGUUCAGAUGUACUUAUUUCUGGAUUAGGUGGAUUAGGUGUUGAAGUGGCAAAAAAUGUGAUUCUUGGAGGAGUCAAAUCAGUGACUUUACAUGAUAAUAUUGCUUGUCAAAUUGAUGAUUUAGGAUCACAGUUUUAUUUAAAUGAAAGUGACAUAGGAAAAAAUAGAGCAGAAUCUUGUUGCCAACAGCUAUCAGAAUUGAACAAUUAUGUACCUACCAAGUUUUCUUCUGGUCCAUUAACAGAAGAUUUCAUUCUUAAGUUCAAGGUUGUUGUCAUAACUGAAGCAUCACUGCAAGAACAGCUUCGUCUUGCAGAAAUUACUCACAAAAACAAUAUUGCUCUCAUAAUUGGUGAUACUCGUGGUGUAUUUUCACAAGUUUUUUGUGAUUUUGGAGACAACUUUUUGAUUACAGACGCUAAUGGCGAACCACCAGUGACUGCUAUGAUAGCUAGUAUUUCACGAGAUAGUCAGGGUAUUGUAACUUGUUUAGAUGAUACUAGACACGGCAUGGAAGAUGGUGAUUAUGUUACUUUUUCAGAAGUAGAAGGAAUGAUAGAGUUAAAUGGAUGUGAUCCUAAAAAAAUAAAAGUUCUUGGACCUUACACUUUUAGUAUUGGUGAUACGUCUACAUUUUCAGAAUAUAUUCAAAGCGGUAUUGUUACCCAAGUAAAAAUGCCGAAAACAUUGAAGUUUCUUUCAUUAAAUGAAUCUUUCCGAAAACCAAACAUUAUUAUAAGUGAUUUUGCAAAACCAGAUACUCCAUAUCAGGUUCACUUAUCAUUUAUUACGUUACAUCAAUAUGUUCAAAAUUUUAAACGUCUACCCGAAGUAUGGAAUGAUGAUGAUUGUCGAGAAUUCUUGAAGCUGGCACAAAAUAUUAAGAAGAAUUAUCAGUUCGAUAUUCAUUUGAACGAAGAACUUUUAAGUUUAUUUUGUAAAACAUCCGCUGGUGAACUUAGUCCAAUGAAUGCAAUUGUUGGUGGCAUUAUUGCUCAAGAAGUUAUGAAAGCUUGCUCUGGAAAAUUUCACCCAAUUUUUCAAUGGUUGUAUUUCGAUGCCAUUGAAUGCAUACCAAGAAAUAUUUCUGAAUGUAAAGCAUAUUCAGUUGCAGAAAACAACCGUUACACUCGUUUCAUUUCAAUAUUUGGCAAAGAUUUUCACGAUAAACUUGCAAAUUUACAUUACUUCAUUGUAGGCGCUGGCGCUAUUGGAUGUGAGUUAUUAAAAAAUUUUGCUAUGCUUGGGAUCGCGACUAAAGAUGGUCGUAUAACUGUUACUGAUAUGGAUUUUAUAGAAAAAUCGAACCUUAAUCGACAAUUCUUAUUCCGUCCUUCAGAUGUUCAAAAAUCAAAAUCAUCUACUGCUGCUAGAGCUAUAAAAAAAAUGAAUCCGGCUACUAAUAUAAUAGCACAUGAAAAUCGAGUUGGACCGGAGACUGAGAAAAUAUACAAUGAUGAAUUUUUCGAAGCUUUGGAUGGUGUUGCAAAUGCACUUGAUAAUGUUGAUGCUAGAAUAUAUGUUGAUCGACGAUGUGUUUAUUAUCGCAAGCCGCUACUUGAAUCUGGAACACUUGGCACAAAAGGAAAUACUCAGGUGGUGGUACCAUUUUUAACAGAGUCUUAUAGUUCAUCUCAAGAUCCUCCGGAGAAGAGCAUUCCCAUCUGUACUUUAAAGAAUUUUCCUAACGCUAUUGAACACACACUACAAUGGGCGAGAGAUAAUUUUGAAGGUUUAUUUAAACAAAAUGCUGAAAAUGCUGCGCAAUAUAUAAGUGAUCCCCAUUUUGUUGAGAGAACAUUGAGACUGCCAGGUGUACAGCCAUUAGAAGUUUUGGAAUCAGUAAAAGCGGCUUUAGUUGAUGAAAGGCCGAAAAAUUUUGAAGAUUGCAUUAUCUGGGCUCGUUGUCACUGGCAAGAUCAAUAUAAUAAUCAAAUAAGACAAUUGUUGUUCAAUUUUCCUCCCGAACAAAUUACUUCGAGUGGACAACCAUUUUGGUCUGGUCCGAAGCGUUGCCCUAUUCCUUUAGAAUUUAACAUUGAUGAUGAGUUACAUCUAGAUUACAUAGUAGCUGCUGCUAAUUUAAAAGCAACUGUUUAUGGAAUCAAUAUCAAUUUGAAUAAAGAACAAAUUGCAAAACUUGUAUCAACGGUUCCAGUACCCGAAUUCACACCUAAAUCUGGAGUCAAAAUAGCUGAAACUGAUUCCCAAGUUCAAGUCUCAAAUGGAAAUGGAAAUAUUGAUCACGAAAGAUUGAGUCAGUUACUUGCUGAACUUCCAAAGAUUGAAGAAUUAGAAGGUUUGUCCAUACUUUAUUAG